Molecule: messenger RNA, 1768 nt
Organism: Musa acuminata AAA Group (dessert banana)
Lineage: Eukaryota; Viridiplantae; Streptophyta; Magnoliopsida; Zingiberales; Musaceae
Product: peroxisome biogenesis protein 7-like
Exons: 2
Coding region: 129-1085 (318 amino acids)
Biological process (GO): protein import into peroxisome matrix
Cellular component (GO): peroxisomal matrix; cytosol
Molecular function (GO): protein binding
Source: RefSeq, a predicted model, not a curated record
GAGUCUUCUCCAAUAAAUCUCUUUAUUACCGCCGCCUCUUCUCUCUCAUCUCGAGGGAGAGGAGGUGAGAGAGAGAGAGAGAGAGAGAGAAUUCCACGAGUAGACGAAGUAGGGAGGAUCGAUCGGCGAUGCCGGUGUUCAAGACGCCCUUCAGCGGCUACGCGGUGCGGUUCAGCCCCUUUUAUGAGGGCCGCCUUCUCGUCGCCACUUCCCAAAACUUCGGCAUCCUCGGCAACGGCCGCCUCCAUGUCCUUGACCUGCUUCCCUCUCCCGGCGCCCCCGGUAUCUCCGAGGUGGCCGCCUUCGACACCGCCGACGGCGUCUACGACUGCUGCUGGUCCGAGUCGCAUGACUCCCUUGCCGUCUCCGCCGUGGCCGACGGCUCCCUCAAGCUGUGGGAUGCCUCCCUGCCGCCCUCCGCCAACCCGGUGCGCUCGUUCCGCGAGCACUCCCGCGAGGCCCACUCCGUGGACUGGAAUCCCGUUCGCCGCGACUCCUUCCUCUCCGCAUCCUGGGACGACUCCCUCAAGCUCUGGACCCUUGAUCGCCCCGCCAGCCUCCGCACCUUCCGCGAGCACUCCUACUGCGUCUACUCCGUUGCCUGGAGUCCCCGCCACGCCGAUGUGUUCGCCUCUGCCUCCGGCGAUCGCACCGUCCGCGUCUGGGACGUCCGCGAACCCGUCUCCACCCUCGUCAUCCCUGCUCACGAUCACGAGAUCCUCUCCUGCGACUGGAACAAGUACGACGAGUGCUGCCUCGCCACCGCCUCGGUGGAUAAGACCAUCCGCGUCUGGGACAUCCGCGCCACCCGGGCGCCCCUGGCUAACCUCGCCGGCCACGGCUACGCGGUCCGCCGAAUUCGCUUCUCUCCCCACAGGGAGAGCGUCCUUCUCUCUUGCUCCUAUGACAUGACCGUGUGUAUGUGGGAUUACCGGGCGGAGGACGCCCUCAUCGCGAGGUACGACCACCACACAGAGUUCGCAGUCGGGAUCGACAUGAGUGUUCUUGUCGAGGGCCUGAUUGCGAGCACUGGGUGGGACGAGGUCGUCUAUGUCUGGCAGCACGGGACUGACCCCAGAGCUUGAGAGCGGCUUCUUGAUCUCUGGUUUCUGUGAGGGGGUAGCUUGCGUUCGUGUCUGCAUUUUUACUCAUCUGCAAAGCUUCAUCAAGGAUAAUAAAGAAGAUGAACAGGAGGACAUUGCCAACCAAAACAAUAUCAGUUGGAGCGCCCAUGGUUGCUUGAAAAGAUCAUUUUGCCUUGUAACUUCAAAAAUUUCUAUCGUAGCCUCAGCCCUAGCCGUGCCUCUACUCGUGCUUGGCCACUUGGCUCGUCAACCCUUGUCCUGGUUGGCCGUGGCCCUUGCGUAGAGGCACAAGCGGCCAAGGGAAGGGAGGGGGUGGUCGGCGUUACUAGCCCAUGCGCGGAUACACAGGCGGCUAGGGGAUGGGAGGGGGGCGGUCAGUUGGGCCAGCCUGUGCAUGGAGGCGUAGGCGACGAGGGGAAGGGAGGGGGCCGGUCGGCUUUACUAGCCCGCACGCAAAGGUGCAGGCGGCCAUGGUAGGGAAGGGGGGUCGGUGGGGUUGUCAGGCGCACGACAGUCGACGAAGCGAAGGCACAACCAGGCAUGGACGGAGGCGCAGCAGAGGGCAAUGAUCAAUAGGGGCAGAACGAUUAUUUUUGAAAAAGUGGUGCCCUGCAGGAAUUUUUCAAGCUUGGGGUGCUCUCCAUGAAAAACCUAAAGUUAAAGUUAAGAGCUUUUUCCGACAA